Messenger RNA from Cinclus cinclus, 435 nucleotides. It is a transcript of the gene BAALC, whose product is annotated as BAALC binder of MAP3K1 and KLF4. Gene Ontology annotation, cellular component: cytoplasm. The coding region runs from base 1 to 435 and encodes 144 amino acids. Lineage: Eukaryota; Metazoa; Chordata; Aves; Passeriformes; Cinclidae. The transcript has 3 exons. The record is from RefSeq and is a predicted model, not a curated record.
AUGGGCUGCGGGGGCAGCCGGGCCGACGCCAUCGAGCCCCGCUACUACGAGAGCUGGACGCGGGAGACCGAGUCCACCUGGCUGACCAACACGGACUCCGAGAGCCCGCAGCAGGAGGGCAGCGCCGAGGGCCCCGGCCGGGAGCAGGGCGGCCAGCGCCCCGGUCUUCUGGAGGAUGGGAAAUUGGCUCACACAGGUGUAUCCACAGCAUCAGCCACAGCUGGAAUGCUGAACACUGAGAAGAGGAACUGUGGCUCUCAGUCUGCAAACCCCACAGUCCACGGCAUGGGAACUACAACACAGAGACAGAAUGGCUUCAGGACCACAGAGAGUAAAUGGGACACACAGAAAAUGUCCACACAAGAAGUCACCAUUAAUGCUACAAAAGGCAUCAGACAAAGUGACAGAAGAAAAACAAAGAAUUGUGCCAAUUAA